AUGAAGCUGGAGCGAGUAGUAGCAGAAAAAUCUGAAAAUGAAACCAAAUUGAAGACAAAGCUAAUAGAAUUAACAAAUGAAAAAGAAACCCAGUCACAUCAGAUUCAGGACCUUGAAAAGAAGUUAGAUAAACGGGAGAAAAAAUUUAUCAGAGAUAUUGAAGGCUUGCAAGAGGAGAUGAUGUGCAAGAUUAAGGAGGACAUGAGAAGGUUGAAAAUAUCAUUAGUAGAUUUGGAAAAUAAGUCAGAGGCCCUUGCAGUACUCAAAGACAAAAAUAUCAUCCUGCCAAUAGCAGCAAACAAUCAGAGACAAGGAAGAGUGGUUUCGGAAGAAGAAAGAAAACAACGGUCGGAAAGAAUGAAGAAGUAUUGGACGGACAAGAAGAAGAGGAAGAAUUUAAAAAGAAUCUAA
Messenger RNA from Macrosteles quadrilineatus (aster leafhopper), 411 nucleotides. RefSeq lists its product as uncharacterized. The transcript has 2 exons. The record is from RefSeq and is a predicted model, not a curated record. NCBI's taxonomy places the organism in Eukaryota, Metazoa, Arthropoda, Insecta, Hemiptera, Cicadellidae. Bases 1 to 411 code for a protein of 136 amino acids.